This is a messenger RNA of Perca fluviatilis (European perch), 3939 nucleotides long. RefSeq names its product nucleolar protein 4-like. Bases 153 to 2636 code for a protein of 827 amino acids. Lineage: Eukaryota; Metazoa; Chordata; Actinopteri; Perciformes; Percidae. The transcript is spliced from 12 exons. The record is from RefSeq and is a predicted model, not a curated record.
CGGUAAAAAAUACAGAAAGCCGCCGUUUGGUGCUGUCGUUUCGGCGACGUUCGCUAGCCAAACCGAACCCGAUUCCGAGCUAUUUUAGCGGAACACAAAGUGGGUCUUUAAGGGACACUCUCUUGUUACAACAAAGUCCACCUCGUUUUAUCAUGACAACGAGAAAAGGCAGCAGUGUGGCGGACACGGUGACUACCUCCACCACCAACCACCAGCACCAGCACCAGAACCAGCCGAGGAGCCGGAGUCCCAGCAGCGGGGUCCCGGCGUCCGAGGAAACGGGCGGAGGGGCGGAGAUGUUGGGGGAAUUUCAGGAGUGGUGCCUCCGGACGUACGGGGACUCCGGCAAGACCAAGACCGUGACCCGGCGUAAAUACAACAAAAUCCUCCAGACCCUGAUCCAGGGGGACGAAGAGAACAGCAACGGGGUGUUCCUGCACGAGAAGAAUAACAACCACAUCAACGCCAAAUUUAAAUUCUGGGUCAAGUCCAAGGGCUUCCAGGUCGGGACGCUGCAGGACGGCAAGAACGGGUCAUCGGACAGGCCGGUGCUGUACGUCCCCAUCAAGGCGACGUGCGUGGACGGAGUAUCGGGGCUGGACUCGUCCCUGAAGCGUGUGGCGGUGGUGGAGGAUUUCUUUGACAUCAUCUAUGCCAUGCACGUGGAGGUCGGCAGCGACCCAGGCAAAGCCCCGAAACACGCUGGCCAGAAGAAGACCUACAAAGCUAUAGCCGAGACGUACGCCUUCCUGCCCAGAGAGGCGGUGACUCGUUUCCUGAUGAGCUGUGGAGAGUGUCAGAAGAGGAUGCACAUCAGCACCACGGGACACGAGUACAAAGAGAACGACAGGCCGAGCUCUCUGGUGCUGGAGGUGAUCGACUACAACAUGCCUCUCACCACCACCUACAUGAAGCACAUGAAGCUGCAGUGCAUGGGCAGCAACAAGGAUGACAGUUCACUGAGCAGCGAGGAGGAGGCCGAGAUGAGCGAGCCCACGUGGCUAGCAGCUGAUCUGGGAGCAGCGUCUGACCUGAGCCCACCGAGCCGAGGAGAAAGGAUGCGCCCCAGUCCCCAGAACGCACACAGCAAGGAGGACGACGAGGACUCCUCGUCAGAGAGUGGCAGCAGGGGCGGGCUGCCAGCCCUGACCCCUCCCUCCUCCGCUGUGGCGGACGCUGCCAUAGUCAGGGAAACCAAGGUCAACGGCAACGGUGGUCCCGCCCCGCUGGACUUCAGCUCGCCUACUUCCUCCUCCUCACCCCCCGAGGACCAGCAGCCAAUGAACCUGAGCGACCCCCCCCCUCAGCGCCUGCCCCUGGCCGCCGCGCACCUGCCCGUCACUGUGUCGGCGGCGGCCGCGGCUCUGCUCGGCGCUCUGCAUCCCAGCGCGCCCGAGGAACUCCGCAGGAAGUACCCGCUGGCUGCCAAACCUCCCGUGGCUCCACACCCGGCGCUGCCUCUGCCGCUGGCGCACACACACACCCCUCACACACACACCGCGCACACUCCCAUCACACACUCCCAGUCCCACACACACACCGCCGAGCUGCGACUGGACCGAGACGGCAGGGACUACGGGGGCAAGUCCCCCCAGUACAGUUCGGGCGGCAGCUACGACAGCGUGAAGAUGGACUUGGGUGCCGAGGACCUGACCACGGGGCGCCAGGUUGCCCCUGACGACGAUGACGACGACCACGACGACCACGACGACAACGACAAGAUCAACGACGCAGAGGGAGUCGACCCCGAGAGACUAAAGGCCUUCAACAUGUUUGUGCGUCUGUUUGUGGACGAGAACUUGGACCGGAUGGUUCCCAUCUCCAAGCAGCCGAAGGAGAAGAUCCAGGCCAUCAUCGAGUCCUGCAGCAGACAGUUCCCAGAGUUCCAGGAACGCGCCCGCAAGCGCAUCCGCACCUACCUCAAAUCCUGCAGACGCAUGAAGAAGAGCGGCAUGGAGGAUAACUCCCUGAAAUGUGAUAGAAAACAGACCACAAGAUGUUUUAUGCAAAGAAAGAUGAAGAUUCUUAGCCUGUCUAGUUUGACCCGUCCUACUCCGCCUCACCUCACCUCAGCCAUGGCUGAGAACAUCCUGGCUGCCGCCUGCGAGAGCGAAUCACGCAACGCCGCAAAGAGGAUGCGCCUCGACACCUAUCACGAUGAGCAGAUCUCUCUGGACAAGCCGUCCAGCGGUGGAGGGGGUCUAAGGGAGCCGGCGUCCCUCGCUCACUCCGCCUACUCCCUGGCCGCAUCAGCCUUCUCCUCCCAGGACACCCAGCUCUACAUCAACGGAGCCGGCCUCAGCUACGGUUACCGUGGAUACCCGGGCCUGGGCGCAGCCAUGCAACACCCCGUUUCCCUGACAACCGGCGCUGCUGCUCAGAGCAACGGCCCCACAGACCUCAGCAUGAAGUCUCUCUCCUCUGCCAACAUCAGUAACUCCUCCUCCUCUGCCUCCGCCAACAACAGCCUGGGUGGGCGGGGCAGCGGGGGUGGCGGAGGGGGCGGGGCCUCGACCCAGCUCAGCCAACCGGAGAUCACAGCUGUGCGUCAGCUGAUUGCCGGCUACCGGGAGUCGGCCGCCUUCCUGCUUCGCUCGGCAGACGAGUUGGAGAACCUCAUCCUGCAGCAGAACUGAUCUGGGGGAAACGUCAGAGAAUACACACACACACACACACACAGACACACACACAUACACUUCCCAUUGUUUUUGUGUCCGUCUGCGUCCCCUGUCUCUCCUCAUCGACGCUGAACACCAGACCUCUUUUUUUUGUGCUAUUCCCUGCCUUCUCUUUGAUAACAGAGGGACAGAGUGAGGAUGAUGAAUCCAAACCCCACCAUCCCUAAAACAAUCCCCCCUCACAACCUCCAUCCAUCCAUUCUGAAAAUGAAAAAAAAAGGAGCAUUUGGACUCUGAAGGGAUUUCUUCCUCUCCUCUCUGGGAGCACCUCACAAUCAGCACUACACUCUGAGCCAAGGAGUGAGGAGGAGAGGAAGAAAGGAGGAGAGGAGCCUGAAAGAAGAGUAAAAGAGACUGUUGGAAAAAAAAAGAAAAGAAAGACUUUGCCUCCUCGUGGCUGGAGAAGUGAUGUUUGUGGAGCUCCAAGUCGGGGAGUUUUGAUUGACGGGUGCCCUGGCCAACGCCGUCUUAUGAUGAUAACAAUUUAAAAAAUGAAUACUGACUCCCUGAAUUAGUACGACUGAAGCUGUUUGUUAAAUGACAAGUGUUUUUUGAUUGGAUUGAGUAUUUAAUUUGUUCUUCUUUUUGGGGGAGUCCAGUGAGCAUUUGUUUAGUUUUUGACCCUUCCCAAGUGACUGGAAGAAAGAGGCGGUUUGACUUAUCCACACAGAUAGCACUAAAUAGGAAAACCAGACUUCGAGUCCCGAGGGGCGAGAGGAUGGGAACUGGACAAGAAAAAGAGGAGUAGUUGUUGUUGUUGUUGUUGUUGUUGUUGUCGUGCUGCAGGCUUGUAUAUAAGCUCUCGGUGUCCUUUAGCACUUUUCCCUCACCUGACACCCCCGUCCUCCUCACCCCCUUUUACCCAGGGAGCUCCUUGCUACUUAUGCAUCCAAGACGCCAUGUGGACCACCAGGAAAUACCUCAGAUCAGACCUGCCAACUCCAUUUUCAGUUCCUCACACACACACACACACACACACACACACACACACACACACACACACUCACAUAAACAUACACACACUCUGCAAGUGAAUGGUAACAUUCCCACCAGAAGCCAGUUUACUUCUACUUUACCACCCGAUGUCUUCAAGGUUUAUAUAUAUUUUGGGGUGGGGGAUCAAACUGUAUUUCACAAAAGACCUGUAAUGUGGAAACGAUGAAGCAUUCAAGAACUGAUGAUGUAAACACUGAAAUCUUUUUUUCUUUCAUGUGCUGCUGUAUAUAACCACUUCAUGUAGAAAGACUUGAGAAGAAUCCGA